AAUGUCUUCUUUUUUGCUAUUUCCAGUUGCAGUUACAUAUUCACGCAUAACAGUUCUAUAUAUUCUCAUAGACAAAUACAGGAUUCAUGUCUUCCUCUAUACCCAUUGCUGAUCCAGACGAUUAUGAAAUCUGCCCAUAUGACCCUGUUCACAGGGUACAGAGCAGGAGAAUGGUUUACCAUUUAGAAAAAUGUCGGAAAAAUUUUCCUAUGAAAAAAACUCGAAUUUGUCCUUUUAAUAACAAACAUAGAAUUCCAGAGCCAGAAUUUCGGUAUCAUAUGGUUUUAUGUCCAGAUAAAGCCAUUCUUGACCAAGAUUUGAAACAUGGUAAGUAUUCUAGAACUUCCUUACAUCAGCACUAUUUUGAUUUCAGCGAUAAUAGUAAAGAAUAA
This is a messenger RNA of Octopus sinensis (East Asian common octopus), 392 nucleotides long. RefSeq names its product gametocyte-specific factor 1-like. The transcript has 2 exons. The record is from RefSeq and is a predicted model, not a curated record. Bases 87 to 392 code for a protein of 101 amino acids. NCBI's taxonomy places the organism in Eukaryota, Metazoa, Mollusca, Cephalopoda, Octopoda, Octopodidae.